AUGUCUGCUGCAUCGCCGAAUAAUUCCCUUCUUUCUCCUAUUCCCAGUACCCCCAUGAGAGUUUCCCGCCAGCAAUGGCGUCCUUUCCACCGAGCGAUCGUCAGCAUUGGUAGUCGCCAGUAUGUGAAAUCAAUGCUGGCGACUGUCCCCAUUGGAAUCAUCACAGCCAUCCUAGGCGGGCCACCUCAAAUGGUGUUUUUCCUGAAUCUUACAGCACUGAUACCAUUAAUCACUCUGCUUACGAUCUCCAUUGCCGAUUUGUCUAUAACGACUGGGCGUGUGGUCGAUGAAUUACUCAAAGCGACCGUUGGUAAUGCCAUUGAGCUGAUCCUUGGAAUUGUGGCCAUGAACAGGGGAUACAUGCACAUGAUUCACUCGACCCUGAUAGGAAGCAUGCUCUGCUAUAUGCUCUUGGUUCCGGGGAGCUGCUUCUGUUUCACCGGUUAUGAUAAAGAACAUCUCUAUUUUGAUCGCACCCUAAUCAGCAUUAUGUCUUCCCUCAUGGUAGUGGCAUGCAUGUCUCUUUUGAUUCCAACGAUUAUGGUCACAUUUCCUUCCUUGGAUAUCACUUCUCCCCAGGCUUCUGUGACUCGGCUGGAGAUUGUCUUUGUUUCACGUGGGGCGGCACUUGUACUUUUUAUUUUGCUUGGGGUGUUCCUUCUCUUUCAGUUGAAGAGUCAUGCGUCAAUAUUUCAUCUUGCCGAAGCGUCCAGCGAAGGCUCUCCAGAUCGCCACAGUCUGAACGAUCGUGGCAUCGCCCAGGACCGACCAGCAAGAAUUUUCACACCGCGGAGCGCUAUGAUUGCUCUUGCGGCCGGAAUAGCCUGCUUGACCAUGUGUAUUAUAUGUAUCGUUGAGAGCGCCAAUAGAGUUGCACAAGAGCUUGGCCUUAGUGCAGCCUUUCCUACACUGGUACUGGUUCCACUUAUUGGCAACUCCGCAAGAUAUGCUUCGAUUGUCAUGGUCUCACGCCAGGGGCAUGUGGAAUCAGCGGUGCGGGCCAUCAUCAACAGCAUACUGCGUAUCACUCUCCUCGUGACUCCCUUUCUGAUCAUCCUAGGAUGGGUUUUGAACCUGCCCAUAACACUGCAAAUGGACACGUUUGACGCAACCAUGUUGUUUUUGGCUACAAUGGUGUUGAUUCAUGUGAUUCAGGAUGGGAGGAGUAAUUACUUCGAGGGACUAAUGCUUGUUGGGAUGUAUAUCAUAUCUGCUGCUGCUUUCUAUAUGCGUCCUGGGAUAACCGGCGCCACAAAGCCCAUGCCUUAA
This is a messenger RNA of Aspergillus oryzae RIB40, 1269 nucleotides long. RefSeq lists its product as uncharacterized. The transcript has 3 exons. Gene Ontology annotation, biological process: calcium ion transmembrane transport; intracellular calcium ion homeostasis. The coding region runs from base 1 to 1269 and encodes 422 amino acids. The record is from RefSeq and is a predicted model, not a curated record. Gene Ontology annotation, cellular component: fungal-type vacuole membrane. Gene Ontology annotation, molecular function: calcium:proton antiporter activity. NCBI's taxonomy places the organism in Eukaryota, Fungi, Ascomycota, Eurotiomycetes, Eurotiales, Aspergillaceae.